This is a messenger RNA of Nerophis lumbriciformis (worm pipefish), 1381 nucleotides long. RefSeq names its product actin-related protein 2. The record is from RefSeq and is a predicted model, not a curated record. Lineage: Eukaryota; Metazoa; Chordata; Actinopteri; Syngnathiformes; Syngnathidae.
UACUCAGGUGGGCGGGCUCAGGCUGAGUAGUCCCACCCACAGCCUCUCAGCCAGGUGUGCAGGCUGAAUACGCAGUGAGCUGUCGACGGGUCAACAUGGACUCUGAGGGCAGAAAAGUGGUGGUCUGCGACAACGGGACGGGGUUUGUAAAGUGUGGCUUUGCUGGAUCCAACUUCCCGGACCACAUCUUUCCUGCCAUGGUGGGUCGCCCAGUCAUCCGGUCCACCACCAAAGUGGGCAACAUCGAGAUUAAAGACCUAAUGGUGGGCGACGAAGCUAGCGAGUGCCGCUCGUUGCUCGAGGUGUCCUACCCAAUGGAGAACGGGAUGGUGCGCUGCUGGGACGACAUGCUGCACCUCUGGGACCACACAUUCGGUCCGGAGCGGCUGGAUAUUGAUCCAACACAGUGCAAGAUCCUGCUGACAGAACCGCCCAUGAACCCAACCAAGAACCGCGAGAAAAUUGCUGAGGUCAUGUUUGAGAAGUACCAGUUCCACGGCCUCUACGUGGCUAUCCAGGCCGUACUCACUCUCUACGCUCAGGGUCUUCUGACGGGAGUGGUCGUGGACUCAGGGGACGGAGUCACCCACAUCUGUCCGGUGUACGAGGGCUACUCCUUGCCGCAUCUGACCCGCAGGCUGGACAUUGCCGGGCGUGACGUCACCCGUUACCUCAUCAAAUUGUUGCUGCUGCGCGGUUAUGCCUUCAACCACUCGGCCGACUUUGAGACGGUGCGCAUGCUAAAGGAGAAGCUGUGCUACGUAGCGUAUAACGUAGAGCAGGACCAGCGCCUGGCCACAGAAACCACCUACCUGGUGGAGUCCUAUACGCUCCCUGACGGUCGGCAGGUGAUGGUGGGGGGCGAAAGGUUUGGCGCCCCGGAAGCGCUCUUCCAGCCUCACCUGAUCAACGUGGAGGGAGCAGGUGUUGCCGAGCUUCUCUUCAACACCAUCCAGGCUGCUGACAUCGACCUCAGGGCAGACUUCUAUAAACACAUUGUCCUGUCCGGAGGGAGCACCAUGUACCCCGGUCUCCCGUCCAGACUGGAGCGAGAGAUUAAGCAGCUCUACCUGGAGAGGGUUCUGGACGGAGACACACAUAAGUUGGCUAAGUUUAAGAUUCGCAUCGAGGACCCCCCGCGCCGCAAACACAUGGUGUUUCUGGGCGGCGCCGUGCUCGCCAACAUCAUGAAGGACAAGGACUCCUUCUGGCUGAGCAGGGCCGAGUACCUGGAGAGCGGCCUUGGUGUGCUGCAGAAACUGGGAGGCGGAGUGAGAUAAAGCCGCGCCCAUAUUGUCAUCAAUAAUAUGCUUCCUAUUUUGUCCUAUUGUCUCUUGAAUUGUUUUCACAAGCAAGGUACUUUGAAAUAAAGUUUAUCACC